AAAGGUGUACUGCAAGGAUCAGUACAAAUGCGCCGCAAGUAAAACAUGUUUACCACUGGAAUUGGUAUGCGAUGGCUACAGACAUUGCGUACAUGGAGACGACGAACUGUUAUGCGAUUUUACAUGCCCGUACUUGUGCUUUUGUAGCGGGUUGUAUGCAAACUGCAGUGCAACAAAAUUUGAAUUGUCGGCAAUUGAUUUUAUCCCAAAGUCUAUCAGAAAAUUGGAUCUGAGUUUGAACAAAAUGUUAAACACUGUUUUACAACAACCUGCGCUAGAUUUUAUCCUUUUGUCAGUUUUAAAUCUGUCACGAUGUGAUAUAAAUGACUUGUCUAGUAAUGCUUUCAACAGAGUACGGAACCUGCAAUUACUGGAUUUAAGCUUUAACUUGAUUUCAACAUUACAAGAUCGUGUGUUUAGUAGUUUGACUAAGCUUAAAACAUUGCAUAUAUAUGGAAACCAUUACCUGUCUCGGGUAGAUCCCUAUGCAUUUUAUAGUCUUUCUCUUAUUCGUGAAUUGAAUCUAGCAAAUUCGAUGCUUACGAAAAUUUCAGCAAAUACCUUUGCUGGUUUAAGAUUGAAUAGCAUAGAUCUGUCGAAUAAUAGACUAGAAGAUAUAGAAGCAUUUUCGUUCAGUAAUUUAUCAGCGAAUGUUAUAAACUUUGAAGGAAACAUAAUUAAACAAUUUAACAAGGAAACAUUUACUGGAGUGGCAGAUUUGAAAUUGCUUAGAACACCCUCUUUCAAGUUCUGUUGCAUUCGACCAAACUACCUUGAUGAACAUAAUUGUUUCCCGACAAAAGAUGAAUUUUCCUCCUGCGAAGAUCUCAUGCGUCAUUCAGCGCUUCAGUUCUUAUUGUGGUUAUUUGGCGUGUUAGCCCUGUUUGGAAAUUGCCUUUCUUUAAUAUAUAGACUCAAGGUAGAUCGGAAAAGACUCAAGCUUGGUUAUGGAAUAUUCGUAACGAAUUUGGCCGCUGCCGAUUUUCUUAUGGGGGUGUAUUUGUUGAUAAUAGCAAUUGCUGAUGCUGCUUUCAGGAAAAGGUAACUGCAAGUACCGUACAUUGGAGAUGAUUUUGUUUUUGCUGCUUUUUUCAAUGGAAUUGACGAAUUGAAAGUCGUUUACAUAUAUUUUGCCAUUUUAUUUUAUGGAUAUUUGGAGUAUAAAUAAAACUGUCAU
Messenger RNA from Mercenaria mercenaria, 1177 nucleotides. RefSeq names its product G-protein coupled receptor GRL101-like. The transcript has a single exon. Gene Ontology annotation, molecular function: protein binding. The record is from RefSeq and is a predicted model, not a curated record. NCBI's taxonomy places the organism in Eukaryota, Metazoa, Mollusca, Bivalvia, Venerida, Veneridae. The coding region runs from base 245 to 1045 and encodes 266 amino acids.